Molecule: messenger RNA, 4373 nt
Organism: Anopheles arabiensis
Lineage: Eukaryota; Metazoa; Arthropoda; Insecta; Diptera; Culicidae
Product: protein FAM107B
Exons: 5
Coding region: 531-1136 (201 amino acids)
Source: RefSeq, a predicted model, not a curated record
CUUGCUCUCAUUCGUCGCUCACGCUUAGGAGAGCGAAAGAGAAAGAGAGAGGGACGAAAAUAGUGAAAAAGAGAGAGAAAAAAGAAACAUACACCGACAACGGCAUCGCUCUUGUUGUGUUCACACGGGGCAACGUCAAACCACGCUUGCACACUUGUUCGCAGGCGGCAUUCGAAGCGGUCGGACGCUUUCGCUCGAUACGACAAAGUUAAAGUAAACCGAAAACAGUGCGGCGACCCAACGGACGGGGUCACAAUUGCACAGCUACACGUUUUGUUACAAAGUGCUUAACGUUUAUCGUGGUGUUGUUUGCAGUGGAGAGAGAGAGAAAACAAAAGCAAAACAAAAGACCGUGCUUUUGCCUGCAGAGAGGGCGCCUCGCCUAGAAGUGAAAGCUGGAAUCACGUCAACAUCAGACACACACUCUGUCCGUGCCAACCCUUCGCAGCGGGAAGAUCUACGUUCUGCGCCCAGGCCCAGCUAAGGGGUAAGAGCACGCCGCAUACGCACCCCUUCUAAGCACGACUACAAUGUACCGUCCGCACUUUAUACCCACCAAAACCAUCCGUGAGAAAAUGCGAAUCUUCGAGCAAGAUGAAACAAACCUAGACGACCGGAUCGUCCCAAACGGUAACAGUACAUACGCGAGCGCACCAGCCCAGCACCAGCAACGCCGCGCAUCGUCGGCCGAACUACACGCGCACCCUACCGGACCAGGAGCGGGAAUGAUGCGCCCAAUCAGCACCAGCCAAAGCGUCAUGACCGACGCGCAGGGACUGAUCGUACCAAAGAAGCUGGCCAACCCGGUGCUCGAGUCGAUCGAUCGGCAAAAUCUGCACCGCGAGAUGAUGUUCAACCAGAAGAUUGGCAAGAGCGUCCUGAACCAAAAGUCCGAGCUGCAGCGGGCGCUCGAGAAGCAGAAGGAGCGCCAGGUGCUGGCGGCCCAAAACCUGGCCAAGCAGACGGAGCAAACGAUCGCGACCGAGCUCGGGCGCGUCAUCAUGCAGCGCGCCCAGCGGCUGGAGCAGCAGAAGGGGGGCAGCGGGACGGGCGGUACCGAUCCGACCGGCGGCUCGAUCAACCCGGAGUAUCUGAAUGCCCGGGCCAAGCUGCGGGCCACGGUCGACACGAAGUGAGCGGUAGCCCCAGUAGCCGGUGGGGCCAACUCCAAAGCCAGCAAAAAGGGUUGCGCAGGAGCGGGUUGAGUCCGUGUCGUGUGGGGCACCAGCGUUUCGUUUUUAAGCUUGCUUUUUUUUUUACGUUUAGAACCUACUUUUAAUCCCUCAACGUUGCUCUAACGCAACCUCUUCAUAAGCGAGCAUUAGCAUUAGUUGUGCGGCACGGCAUUCGGCAGCGGUAGCAGUAGCAGCCAUAGAAAUUAGGUUCGUGUUCGGGUGUUUGCGAUUGGGUGCGCAUGUAGCAGGCGAAUUUCAGGCAGAAUGGAACGUCCCGUCGGGUUAAAGGCUUCUGGGCGCUUUUACCCACGCGCGUGUGUGUCUGUGCCAUUUGACUGAAAACCGUUAGAGCGUGAAUGUGUGUUUGCAAUGUGUGUCUGCGUGUAUGUGUGUGUGUGAGAGUGUCUUUUUUACCCGCCAGUGAUACGCGAAGAGCAUGUACGUUUGUGGGAAUGUUUGGCAGGAGGCAAACGAGCAGAAACAUGGAUGCAGUAGCGAGCAAAACCCGUAGGCUUUAAAUAGGAUUAGUAAAGAAUGCUCUGCUGCCUGCUGCACAAAUGCGCAUUAUGUGUUUUAAAUCAUCAUCGAACUGUAUCUCCCUCUGUGUAUUGUGUCUGCAUUGUACUGUCGCUUUUCGAUUUGGCGGUAGGUUUUAUGUUAGGUGUGUAUCGUUUUUAAAAACUCCGAAGCUUGCCGGUGUCUGGGAAAGGCAAUGGGACAAUCCCUGUGUCACUUAAAAUAUGAGAAAAAAAACAUAGCACACACAGACAUUCAUUUUAAACCCCGAGCAAGGAACUGCGUAUUUGUGAGUGUGUGUGUGUGCAUAAGAAGUACUGCUAGCGAUACUGUUUGUAUAAGAGAACACAAAUUUACCACACAAAAAAGCCCCAUUUAGCGAGAAAGCAAUUACAAAUACAAAAUAGUCACUGAUAGUUCUUCCAACAAAAACAAAAUACAACAAAAAGGUAAACAUAAACAGCUGCUGAUAUUUGUAACCCACCAUCACCCAGCUCCACUCCCAAUGUGACACAUUCUAAUAGAGACUGCGGUUGUAGGCACGAUUGAGAGUUUUAUUUAUACACAAUCGGAUUUUAGAGUGGAUUGUUUCGAACGUAGAUAAUCAAAAGGCCGAUAGGGGUAGAACCUAAUCUCUCCUCUACCUCCCUCUCAACCCCUUCACGCCAAAAACGAGUUGCAUCAUGAUCAGUCUUGUGCAUUUUGAAACCAAAUUGUGGAGUGGUGGAGAAAAAAGCAAAAAAAAAAAAAAAAAGGAUAGGAAAAUGAUAACAAGACUUUGCAAGCGAGUGGGUUAACAGGGCAACACUAAAUGAAAGGCUGAACGAGCUCCACAGGUGGGUUUGGUGGGUGGAAAAUGGUGUAAACUCAAUUUAUUGCAUUGCAACCUAACGGAUAACCACUGAAGCAUUUCUACCGUAUAUACAGCAAAGUAGGGGAAGAUAUAUAGAUAUAUUAUAUUAUAUACAGAGCAUUUUCUUCCUCCCAAUAUAAACCCGUGUUACUCAAGUUACUUGUUGUUCGUACGGUCUGCCAGGAGCGUAUACGGACGGAGCGCAAGGAUCAGAAGGACAAAGGAGGCUGACGGCUAAAGGCUAUAUUAUUGCUCAAAUAAUGGGUCAACAAGAGGGUCGGGCUCGGUGUUAUUUGCCGCUCACGCCACUCUCGUUCGUUUAAAAAAAGCGUGUGGACCUCGUGUAGAAUUUAGCCCCGUUUCUUUGACAAAUCUCGACACCGUUUUGCUCACCAAAACAAACGCCCCCGUUGCGUUUGUGCGUAGGAGUAGAGUAGUGUAACGCCACGGGGUAAGCGAUACGCGUAUCGCUCCGACCGAUGCGCUGUAAUCCUGCGCGCUUUGCUGUUUUUUUUGCAAAACAGUAAUAGGACAGGAAAACUCAAGUGUGCGACGAGGCGACGGUCUAGUUUGUGAUAGCAGCACCUAAACCCUACCGGUAAGGAGACAAACAAAAACAAAAUUAGAAACGAUAUGAGCUCAGUCGACGAAUGUCGAUGGUAUUGGAAACUGCGAAGUUAACACGUGCACCCAAUGUAAUGGUUUUUUCCUCCACUCACGAUACUUUUUAUCCAUAUCUGCUCCCCAAAAAAACAAACAAAUAUUUGUAACAAGCGAGUAGGAAAGGCAGGGUAGAACAUUUAUCAAAGAAACAAUUUAUUAAUCGAUUGGGAAUUCAUCUACCUUUAUACAUACAAAACAAAAAGCAAAACAAAACAAAUUGGGCCUUAGCGUAAACAUCUUGAAGACUAGUGGGAGUGGUAGAACGAAUCCAGGAAAGGAACACACACACACAAUCAACAAAAUAUAUGUAAAUCGUACAGAUCGAAACCAACCACCGUUGUUAGACAAGGGACAGAGAGAGAUCGAAUGGAAAGGAGAUAGAGGGAAAUAGUUUAGCUAAUGGAGAAGAUAUUUUAACGCAAUGCAAUGCGUCGAUGCACGGUCAUGUGCCGGUAAUGGAUUAGAAUGGUGGCCGAGCAAAAAGAAGAAGAAGAAGAAGAAAACAAUACGGUGCACAAUCAAUGUGAUUAUUGGGUGAUUUGGAAAUUAAAACAGAAAGGUAGUGCGUUGUGUUUUUUUUUUUACUUAAAUUUAGUUGUUUCUCCUCGUUUUACUUGUUUUCGUGUGUCAAGGCGAGAGUAGUAGGGGAGGCACACAUUUGGGAGGCGAUUUAGGAAAAGGAAAAAUUGUUAGAGCGAGAGGCUUUUCUUUUGUUGUUGUGUGCAUUGGUUGUGCGAAAUUUUAUCAAUAAUUGCGAGACUAAAUUUAGCAACACACAUUACACAGCAGAAAGCGAAAGCAAAACGGUCCCAACCACCCCCCCCAAUGAAUUGUGCAUUGUGCAACGAAACAUUCUUUCCCCCUGACACCAUUACAACAAUUACCAUUGCGUACUCCCCUUAGUAGUGUACCAGUAGUGUACAGUGCGGUGACAUUGAAGUGUCUUGUUAUCGCAGGGACAUCGAGCGAAGGAAAGCAUGUGGGCGGACAGGGAUUAAUUGACAUGAAUGUAGCUGUGGUUCUCUUAAUGUACAGGCGUGCAAAGAAAGCAAAAAUCGAUCAUCCACAAACCAGAGCCACACGCCGGAACGAUCAUUAAAAUGCAAAGUAUUUACAGUGCACACAAAUUGUGAGAAAAUAAACAGGAAAAUUAGAGUUACACGUAA